Sphenostylis stenocarpa is the source of this 1824-nucleotide messenger RNA. The record is from the annotation of a GenBank genome assembly. NCBI's taxonomy places the organism in Eukaryota, Viridiplantae, Streptophyta, Magnoliopsida, Fabales, Fabaceae.
AUGGACUCCAGCAGCAAUCAAAACCUACCCAGAUCGUCUCUUGCAAAGGAGCUUCCACCAGUUGAUUUAUUUGUGACAACAGCAGACCCUGAGCUUGAACCACCCAUUAUCCCAGUGAACACUGUGUUGUCUCUGUUGGCACUUGAUUACCCAACUCACAAGCUUGCUUGUUAUGUUUCUGACGAUGGUUGCUCCCCUCAUACCUUCUACGCUCUUCAAGAAGCCUCUAAAUUUGCAAAGUUUUGGGUACCAUUCUGUAAGAAGUAUGAUGUGCAAGUUAGAGCUCCAUUGAGGUACUUCUCUGAUAAGCCUGCAGUUUCCAUGGCCAACGAAACAUCAGAAUUCAAACAAGAAUGGUUACAGAUGAAAGAGAAAAGGCCAAAACAGUCACAUCAUUUCAAAGCUGGUGCUAUGAAUGUGUUGACAAGGGUAUCUGGGUUGAUAACCAACGCUCCCUUUAUGUUGAACGUGGACUGUGACAUGAUUGUAAACAAUCCAAAGGUUGUUCUGCAUGCCUUGUGCAUUCUGCUUGAUUCCAAAGGUGAAAAAGAAGUUGCAUUUGCUCAAUUUCCCCAACAGUUCUAUGCUACAUUGAAGGACGAUCCUUUUGGAAAUCAAAUGGCAAUCUUUAUCAAGUACUUGACUGCUGGAAUGGCUGGUUUGCAAGGACCUUUCUACAGUGGAACAAACUGCUUAAAUAGAAGAAAAGUUAUAUAUGGUCUUUCUCCUGAUAGCAUGGAAAAUGGAAAUAGUUUAUCAGAGGAGGAAUUAGAACAAAAGUUUGGAGAUUCAAAGGAGAUUGUGAAAACAGUUGCUCAUGCUUUUGAGGGGAAGACAUAUUUGCCUAGUGAUGUUAAUAUUUCUAUCGUUGUUGACAUUGCAACCCAAGUUGCUAGUUGUGGAUAUGAACAUGGCACUGGCUGGGGCAAACAGGUGGGUUGGAUAUAUGGAUCAAUAACAGAGGACAAACUCCUUGGACUGACCAUACAUGAAAAAGGUUGGAGAUCAGAAUUGUGUACACCAAACCCAAUUGCCUUCACUGGAAUUGCUCCAGGAGGUGGCCCAACUGCAAUGGCUCAACAAAAGAGAUGGGCCAUAGGAUUGCUUGAGAUCUUCUUUAGCAAGCACUGUCCUCUUUUUGGCACCAUGUUCCAUAAGCUUACUUUGAGACAAUGCUUAGCAUAUAUGUGGAUCAUCAACUAUUGGGGCCUAAAGUCAAUCUUUGAAGUUUCCUAUGCAUGUCUCCUUUCUCAUUGCAUUAUCACCAACUCCAACUUCUUGCCCAAGGACCUAGGCAUGUGUAUUGCCAUUGCAUUUUUCACAGUUUACAAGAUAUAUACUAUAUCAGAAUAUUUGGCAGCAGGACUGUCAUUUCGAGCAUGGUGGAACAAUCAAAGGAUGUCGAGAAUAGCAUCCAUGAAUGCUGGUUUUUGUGCAUUUAUUUGCAUCCUACUUAAAAUGUUAAGAAUAUCUGACACUAUAUUUGACAUAACAAAGAAAGAUGUACCUCUGACAGAUGAUGUUAGAGAUGAUAAGGAUGCUGGUCGGUUCACCUUUGAUGAGUCCCUAGUUUUCUUGCCAGGCACUACCAUUUUGUUGUUGCAGUUGUCGAUAUUGUUUAUGAAGUUAUUGAGAUUGCACCCACUAAGUGAAUGUGGAGUAGUUGAGAUUUUUUGUAGUAUUUAUUUGGUAAUUUGCUAUUGGCCAUUUUUUAGAGGAUUAUUUGAGAAAGGGAAGUAUAGGAUUCCCUUCUCCUUGAUAUACAAGUCAAUUAUCUUAACAUGUUUCUUUGUACACUUAUGUAAAGGAACCAUUGAUGGUUAA